This is a messenger RNA of Recurvomyces mirabilis, 3954 nucleotides long. RefSeq lists its product as uncharacterized. The record is from RefSeq and is a predicted model, not a curated record. The transcript has 2 exons. Gene Ontology annotation, molecular function: mRNA binding. Bases 1 to 3954 code for a protein of 1317 amino acids. Gene Ontology annotation, biological process: nuclear division. Gene Ontology annotation, cellular component: cytoplasm; nucleus. NCBI's taxonomy places the organism in Eukaryota, Fungi, Ascomycota, Dothideomycetes, Mycosphaerellales, Teratosphaeriaceae.
AUGGCUUCUGAACCUGUUGCGAAUGGCAACACUGCCACCACCGACAACGGCUUGACUCCCGCCGAGAAGCUCAUGAAGAUGCACGCCGAGGACCAUCAUGCCUACGUCGAAGAAGUUCCGGACGUCGAUGCAGCCGGCGUCAACCCGACCGCCGCUCCGUCCCUGCCUGUCACCACGGCUCCCUCCCCCGAUCCCGCCUCCAUGUCUGCCAAAGCCGCGGGCAAGCAGCCGAUGCGCGAAGAGCAAAGCACGGCGGGCGCGCCCAAGUCCCGCUUGGAUACCGCUUCCGAGGAAGCCUUCCCGGCUCUUGGUGGGCCCAAGACGCAGGCUGCCGCUUCCGCCCCGACUCCCUGGUCCAAGAAGCCCGCUGCCGUCGGCAAAGCUGCGAACGGUGCCAACGGACUCGCCAACAACCAAGCUCCCUCCAACAAGUCUUCCCGCACCGGCACUGCUCAGUCUGGCAUGAUGAUGUCCAGCACUCCCGCUCCUGCUUCUGGCGGCAGCAUGCAGCUCCCUGGUCGUCACAAGGAGGCUGUGACUCUGCCUCGCCAGAUGAUGACACCUGCCAACCAGUUGAAGAAGCCCAUCGCCGAGAUUCUCCGCGACAUCAGCAAGCGCUCCAAGGCCACCAUCACCCACCGCGAAGGCACUUCUGGUUUGAUCCUCGAAGGCACUGGUCCUACCGAUGCCGUCCGUGUCGCUCUCAAGGAGGCUGCAAAUCAAUUGUGCCAGGACCAGAAGAUUAGAGUGCCCAUCCCAUCUUCCAUCCGCGGCAGGAUUGUAGGCAAGCAGGGCGCAACCAUUCAAGCCAUCUCCAAGCGUACCGGUGCCAAGAUCAACAUCUCCAAGCAAGAGGCGGCAGCUAUACUUGAGGAAGACGAGGACUCUACAAUCGACGUGCAGAUCGAGGGUGAUCCUUUCGCGGUGCAAAUGGCAAAGCAGGACAUUGAACGCAUCGUCGCAGAGCAUACAUCCACCGUCAACUCUAAGCUCAAGCACGUUCCAGCCGAGUACUACCCAUUUCUGGCAGCACAACAGAAUGCUCGCAUGUCCGCUCUGCGCCAACAGCAUGGCCAGAACCUCAAGAUGCAGAUCCCACAAUACCACACCUGGAGCCGCCAAGCUCCUCCAGAGGCACCUGCCAACCGCCAGCCAAUCUCCUUCGCGCCACAAGCGGAUCUGCCUAUCCACGUCUCUGGUGAUCGUGAGGCUGUCGCUCAGGCUCGUGCUGAGAUCGAUCGCCAGAUUCAGGAGCUGCAGCGUCAGCUCACACUUGAGCAGAUGGCAAUGGAGCGCAACAGGCAUCAAUUCAUCGUCGGUGAUAUGGGUUCGUCCCUUCAAGACUUCAUGGCCGAGACUGGCUGCUCCGUCAUCCUACCUCCUGACCAUGACGAUUCUGAGAUGAUCACCAUUGUUGGCCCUGCCGACAGAAUUCAAGAGGCCACCGACAAGAUCUACGACCUGGCCUCGCAGAUGCAGAGCGCAAAUGCAGAUAUUGCGAAACAAUUCGCAAGCGCUCCGCGUGGCGCACAAGCGCAUGUGCGCGACAUGACCCGCUACUUGCAUCAGCGCCAGGCUCUGGCCGAGCUCGAGCGCACACACAAUGCACGCAUCGUGCCAGACAGCACCGGCAACUGGCAGAUCUAUGCUCCUGAUCAGAAGACUGCCAUGAAGGCACGCACCGAUGUGAUGAACCUUGUCAGCGGCCAUCCUCCUACUCGCUUCCAGCCAGUCGAUGUCGACCCGUUCUACCACAGCCACUUGCGCGAGCAGGCAGCGAGUCACAUCCGCGAGACCCAUGGUGUACGCCUCGUUGUACCGGACGAGCAUGGCGAGCCCGUACUGCUAGUCUUCGAGGGCCGCGAGCCUCAGCCAGAAUAUCAACUGCCUCGAAAACAGCCCACCUCGCAGGAAGUUCAGGCCUUCCAGCAGGCGUUGCAGGAGGCUCAGCAAUACAUACUCAACCUCAUGAACGGCCAUUCGGAGAUUGUAGACAAGGAUGUCGAAGCGCCAAUUAAGUUUCACGACAAGAUUAGGCGACAUGUUGACAAGCACCACCAAGGCUUGCCAGAUGGGCAAAUUCCAGUCCAGGUCAACUAUGGUGGACAGAGACAGCCAGGCCAGCAGCGCUCAGCACAAGCGCCAAACGUGAAUUUACGUGGUCCCCAGGAUUUUGUGGACGCCUUGAAUGACAGCUUGCUUGCAUUCAUCCAACAAGAGCACCAGGACGAGCUUGAGCGCGGCUUCACGUUGAGCUUCGACUUCCCACAAAAGCAUGCCAACCACCUCAUCGGCCAACGCGGCUCCAACAUCAACCGUCUGCGCGAGGAGUUCGACGUCGAUAUCCAGCUUGACGACGGCAAGUGCACGCUCAAGGGCCCAGAGGCCAAAGCCAAUGCUUGCAAGAAGCACAUCCUGGAAUGGGUGAAGAAGCUUGAGGAUGAGGCGAAUCAUCAACUCAACAUUCCUCAACAGUACCACCGAGAGCUCAUCGGUGCUGGUGGUGCACAGAUUCGCCGUCUACAAGAGCGAUACGGCGUGCGCAUCGACUUCCCACGAACGAACAAGAAUGACGACGAUGCAUCCGAGGUGGCCGAUAAGCGUAGCCAGCAGCAGCCGAACGUGGUCGUUGUCAAGGGCCCAAGCAGAGGGGCAGAUCAAUGCCGCGACGAGCUACUCAGCUUGCUUGAGUAUCUGCGUGCCAACUCGCAUAACGACACGGUGUCCGUCGCUCAAGGUCAACUACCGUCCCUCAUUGGCUCUGGUGGCAAAGAGAUGGAGAGUCUGCGCCUCGAGACUGGUGCAUCGAUCGAUGUGCCAAACUCCCGAGAUGCUGCUGGGCCGAAUGGCCGCGUUGAAAUCAAGCUCAAGGGCUCGAAGAAGGCUGUCGAGGAUGCGAAGAAGAUUAUUUUGGCUAGGUCUAAAGAGUUUGAUGACUCCAUCACACGUAAUCUUGACAUUGAGAGGCGGCAUCACCGCAUCAUUAUUGGUCGUGAAGGUGCCACGCUCCGUCAAAUCGUGACACAAGCAGGUGGGCCAGAAGAGCCUCGCCAAUACAACCGCAUGAUCCGCUUCCCCAAGACCGAAGCAGAAGGCAACAACAUUCGCGUCGAAGGUCAGCGCGCCAUCGUCGAGCAGAUCUGCUCCGCUAUCGAGGCGCUGGUCAAGCAGCAAGAGUCGCAGAAGAACGACACACUCGAUGUGCCAACUGACAAGCAUCGAGUUUUGAUAGGCAAGGGUGGUGAGGCUCGACGACAGCUCGAGCAGAAGUUCAAGGUUCAGAUCAACAUACCACGGCAAGGCGAGUCAGGUCCUGUCCGCAUCGCUGGACAGCCUGAGGAUGUCGAGCAAGCAAAGGCACAUAUCCUCGAGAUCACAAAAGAUCAGGAAGGCGAGACUGUGCAAAUACCACGAGGCUGCCAUCACAGUAUCGCGAAUAAUGGACAAUUCUUCCGCAACUUGAGGAACAACCAUCAAGUCACGGUCGACCAUGCCGGUCAACGACCACCACCCAAGCCAGCAGCGCCUACCCCGAACCGUGCAGCUGGUGGCGCCGCACCACUAAUCACCGACGACCCGAGCGAGAACGCAGACAACCACCACUGGGAAACACACGACCUGCACGGCUCAAACGAAGACGGCGAAAUCCCCUGGGUCCUCAGCGGCCCCUCCCCCGAAGCCCUCACAGCCGCCCGUACAAAGCUAGAGAAAGCGCUCGCCGACGCCCAAAAGCAGGAUACAAUGGGCUUUCUCAUCCUGCCCGACCCGCGCGCCCACCGCCAUAUUAUUGGACAAGGCGGGAGCGUGAUUAAUCGGAUCCGGAAGCAGAGUGGGGCUAAUAUUCAGGUUCCCAAGGAUCAGACGCAGGGGGAGGCGAUUCAGAUUAUGGGGGAUAAGGAGGGGGUGGAGGCUGCUAGGCAGGCGAUUUUGGAAGUGCUCGCGAAUGCUUCGUAA